This is a messenger RNA of Closterium sp. NIES-67, 4894 nucleotides long. The record is from the annotation of a GenBank genome assembly. Lineage: Eukaryota; Viridiplantae; Streptophyta; Zygnematophyceae; Desmidiales; Closteriaceae.
CUAUCCCCCUCCUCCCGACAUUCUUUCCCCUGACAGGGAGUGGCAAAGCCCCAUCUCUCCGCAUCUGAGCGAUUCCUACCCAAGGCCUUCUAUCGCCCAUGUUUAUUGGCAGCUUUUGAGCCAUUGAAUCCAUGUCCUUGCCCCAACUAAUUUCAAGCCCUUCAAAUUUGAAAAGAUAGAGGGAUUAUUGCAACUGUAGCUAAGGGCUUGAAGUGGCCUUAUGGGAGAGGUAAUGUCCACUCCAUUUGUGAGGUCGCAUGGUACUGCUGCAGAGUACAGCGCUCAACGUUUAGCGAAUGUACGAGCCUGCUGUUAGCGAGCCUUUUAGGGCUACCAUACCAUCCCAUGGAGGUUGGUGCAUCCAUCGGGUUUGUCGCGUGUUUGUAUGUUCAGGGCGUGUCCAGCGCGUUCGUUUUUUGUCAAAACCCUACCCAACCGUUUUAGAUUUGUUAUCGAUCCUUCUGAUCCGUGAGGCACCUUACCCGACCGCAAUUAAACGAGGACUGAGGACGUGAAUCGUGAUACCAGCAACCAUAGAUUCUUUCAGCGUUUCUUGCCAGGUACACUAGCUCGAGGGUGAAGAAAUCAGGCGUAUGGAACAGCUAGAGCCUUUUGCCAUCUAUCUCGUGUUUCUUGGUUCGGCUAGGUUGACAUGCAUGUACUUAACGGCUGUAACUUAGCUGGCGAGUAGCCUAGCUUGGUAGGUUUGAUUUUAUUCACUGCUACUCGACUUGGAGUUUCCUGUCGUUCCGUUAGAUUUCCUGUUUGUAACACAGCCCUGCUGGAUUCACGCGGCCUCCGCUUUAGACUUUGUAACGCAAACCGUUGUCUAUGCUUAUCUCUGGAGAUUUUGAUUGAACGUCACGCGGAGUCUUCGGUUGUGGUCGCGUCAAGAAGAUGGACGAGACAUAGGGAGCUGCUGGGAAAUCUGAGAGGCGUUGAAUUUUGAGUGGACUCAAAAACCACUGCGAUUGGUGUUGACGUUGGGAUCUUCGGUUGCGGUCGCAUCAAGUAAAUGGACGAGACAUGGGGAGCUGCUGGGAAAUCUGAGAGGAGGAUGUGAUAUUAAGGGGGCUGACCCUGGAGGAGGUGACAGUAGACGAGGUGAAACGUGGGAAGCAGCAGCGUCUGCACCAUCAGCAUCAGCAGCAUCAGCACCAUCAGGAGCAUCAGCACCGUCAGCAGCACCAGCAUCAUCAUUAGCAUCAGCAUCACGACCGCCAUUGGAAGGAGGAGCAGCGAUCGUAGUUUGCGUCUCCACCACGAGUUCUUUUGCGGAUUUGGUUCCGAUGUCAACUGGUGUGACUAAAGCGGAUGGGACUGAAGCGAGUGUGGCUGAAGCUAGUGUGACGGAAGAGCGAGUGCCUGAAGCGGAUGUGGCUGAAACGGGUGUGUCUGAAGUGGAUGAGACCGAAACGAGGCCUCCGAUUCGAGCACCCGAAGAGGAGGAGGACGACGACGACGAUAUGCCGGAUCUUGCCACUGAGUCUGACGACUGUGAUUAUAACGGGAACCACGACGAGAAUCUCGACGAUUAUGACUAUCAGUGGAGUAUAGACGAUGAUGGGGACUCUGACGGAGAUUUUGACGGAGAUUCUGACGGGGAUUCUGACGGGAUUCAUGACGAGGAAUAUGAUGACGCGGACGCUGAAGAGGAGUAUUGGUUCAACGAAACCAGGACGACACCAGCUGGCGUGACUGUAGCGAGGGGGGAAGAGGAAGGGGAAGCGGAUGUGGAAGAAGACGAUAUGCCUGAUCUCGUAUCGCCUCGCACUGGUACGUCACAGGAUGUGACUGAAAUGGGUGCGGCUGGUUUGGGUGUGACUGUAACGGGUAUGACACAGGAGGGAGGCGAGGACGGAUUGCGAGGUCUCAGUAUGGGGAGCGAGAGUGAUAAUAGCGAGUACGACGAUAGUGAGGAUGAAGAGGUGGAGGGGAGGGAGGCGGAGAAUCACAUCGGAGGCGUCAGGAGCCGCGGAAAUUGGGCGGCGGACACUUUAAGGCAGCUCCAAGUGCUCUUACAAGAGAUUCAACGCUCGUGGUCAAGCCUUGAAAGUGAGGAGGCAGGGGAGGAGGGAGGAGGGGAGGAGGAAGGGUGGGAGGAGGAGGAGGAGGAGGAGGAGGAGGAGGAGGAAGAGGAAGAGGAAGAGGAGGUAAUGGGGGAUUGGAGUGAUGAGGAGGAGGAUCAAGUGGGGGGGAGGGCGCGAGUGCCGCUGUUUAACAUGGGUGGUGGGGGGGUAGGUUUGGGCUUUAACGUUGGACGCGCCAGGCGCGAGAGGCGGGGUCUGAGACGACGAGUGGGUGUGGCGGAGAUUGAUUCGAGUGGUGCUGCUGAGGGGGCAGGGGAAGGGAGGGAGGGGAGGGAGGGGAGGGGGGGGAGGGAGGGGAGGGAGGGGAGGAUUCGUAGCGGUGACUGGGGUGACGUGCAGCGGAGACUUGACAUGCGGAGGAGACUUGACGACAUGCGUGAUAUCGAGUUUGUCAAUAGUGGGCCACUGCGAUCGCACGAUCUUGGCUUUGGACGGACAGGGCAAAGGGUCGUUCCUCCUGCGUCGUCCACGUCAUCCUCCACGUCAUCAUCUCCCGCUCCUGCUACUGCUGCUGCUGCUGCUGCUGUAGGAACAGGAUCAGCAGCACCAUCCACGUCAUCAGCGUCCACGUCAUCAUCUUCCAUGUCCUUGCUGUCAGCACCCCUGUCCGCAGCACAAGCAGCAGAGCUGGCCCGAUUUGAAGGCACAGCACGAGCCCGAAGACCCUUGGGUGGGGAGCUGGGCGAGAGGGAGCGAGGCGAGAGGGAACGAGGAGAAUGGGGGCGAGGCGAAGGGGAGCGAGGCGUGAGGGAUCGAGGAGGAGGGAGCCAGUUAAGAUUACGGGAAGGAGUAGCACCGGACAGGGAAGCACCAACACGUGUCCAAGCAGCAGCAGCAGCAGCAGCAGCAGCAGCAGAAGCAACGACAAACAGCAGAACAGCCUUCCUCAGGCGUGCGAGAGCAGUGCCGCAGCAGGCGCUGCAGCAGCUGGAGGUGGGGCUGGAGCGGCUGAUGCAGGACAUCGCGGGGCCCACCAUGCGCGUCGAGUUCCGUUUCCGGCGCAGCCGCAUUGUCAAUGCUGACGGCACUACUGUUGCUACUGGUGGGGUUGCUGCUGCUGGUGCGCCUGGUGCUGCUGGUGGUGGUAGGGUGGGCUGGGGAACGGGAGGUGGUGGUUUGGCCUUUGGCGGAGCUGGAUUCGAGGUUCGGAUUCACUGGGGCGCCGAACCUGCUGCCGGUGCUGAGGAUUUUGCCGAUGCUAUUGUUGUUGGUUUAGGGGGUGCCGGUGCUACCGCCAACUCAGAUGGAAUCAGGACCACAACCAUUUUCUUCAGCCACCCGGGCGACUAUCUGGACAGUCCCGGCCUGGACGCUUUCCUCGAACAUCUUCUUGCUGCAGACGCAGCCUUGGCACAGCAGCGCGGCAACCCCGCUGCCUCCCAAGCCGCCGUUGACGCGCUGCCAGUUAUCGCGGUGCGGUUGGAGGAGGUGGAGAGCGGUGCGGCGUGCUGCGCUGUGUGCAAGGAAGUGGCCGAGGUAGGGGAGGAGGUGGUGAGGCUGCCGUGCCGGCAUCUGUACCAUGGGGGUUGCAUCAGGCAGUGGCUUGGGGUUAGAAACUCGUGCCCCAUCUGCCGGUUUGAGCUGCCCACGGAUGAUGAGGAGUAUGAGGAGAGGCGGCUGCAGAGAGCGGGGCAAGAAGCAGAGCGGCGGCAGCAGCAGCAGCAGCAGCAGCACGAAACGCAGGAAAUGCAGGAAGCACAGGCGCAGAGCCAGCAACAUCAGCAGGAGCAGCAGCGGCAAGCUCAGCAGCCGGAAGAACAGGAGCGACGAGCGGAUGCGGGAAGCAGGGAGGAGGGAGAUGCAGGAGAUGCCCCAGGUCCCGCACUGCAUGGUGAACAGCAGCAGCAGCAGCAGCAGCAGCAGGAGGAGGAGGAGGAGCAGGGGCUUGUGGGAGGUGUGGAUGCAGAGCGGGACGACGGCGCAAGAGCCGCCACUGAUCAUGGGCAGCACAGUUUGGCAAGAGGUAGCGUGCAGCUUGUGGCGGAGAGCAGCACGGAGGAAGCAGCAAGCGAUGGACAUGGUGCAUGGAACUCGGCGCAAAGAGGUUCUGAUGAGGGCAUUGGACUGGACGGGGUGGAUGGUAUGGGGGGCCUGAGUUCGCUGGAGCGGGAUGAGGUGGAGGGUGAGGAGAGAGGAAGAGGUGUCGGGCUGCGGAGGCGCGGAGGACACUUGCUGCGCCUGGCUGGCGUGGUGGUGGCGUUUGCCCUGGGGAGAUCUGUUGCGAGGCGAAUCAGAAGCAACUCGAGGAGGGAGGUGUAGAACGGGCAUGAAACCUCAAGAAGGAAGAAGCCUCUUGCUGCGCUUGGCUGGUGUGGUGGUGGCGUCUGCCCUGGGGAGAUCCGUUGUGAGGCAGAUUAGACAGGGAGGGCCCGGUCACGUGGGAAGAAAUUCGAGGAGGGAGUAGAGAUGGUUAGGGAGCUGGGUAUUGGAGAGUAGGGUGCUGUGUUGAUUGCUGGGUUUUAUGAAGCUUAAAGCGCGGGUCUCGAGAAGCAAAAAACCAAAUCCAAAAGGUUUGGUUUUGGGUUGACGAAAUUAGCGAAACAGUAACAACGCCCAACUAGCACCCUCACCACACCUCGCAAUUUUCGAGAUCCCCCGAAACCAAAACCUUUGGGUUUGGUUUUUGCUUCUCGAGACCCUCGCUUUAAGAGGGGUACGGUUUUCGAGAGGCAGUCUCCAUGUGAAUGUGCGGAGGAGCAGGAAGAGGGAGAAGCAUCUCUUAGUGAGAAUUUUUGCUUGUUGAUUUGUGCAUUGGUUGGCUAGAUUACCACUUCGAGGACGUUGCAUGCUAACUUACAGGAUGU